Plasmodium relictum is the source of this 4101-nucleotide messenger RNA. RefSeq names its product conserved Plasmodium protein, unknown function. Bases 1 to 4101 code for a protein of 1366 amino acids. The record is from RefSeq and is a predicted model, not a curated record. The transcript has a single exon. NCBI's taxonomy places the organism in Eukaryota, Apicomplexa, Aconoidasida, Haemosporida, Plasmodiidae.
AUGAAGAGUAAGGACAAAAUAAAAAAAGAAACAAAAAUAAAAAUAAAAAAUAAAAAUAGUAAAAAAAAAGGUAAUUUAAAAAUCCUUAAAAACGGGAAUAGUUCAAGUAAUGAGAGUGAUAUUUACUUUUAUAAUGAUAUUCAAAGAUGGACAAAUAAUGUAAAAGUUCCUAUAUGGCUUAAAAAACCGAAAGAUAAAGAAUCAUUGGAAGAUUUUUAUAAAAAUAUCAUAAGGAAAUUACUAAGAGUCAAAAAUAAAAUUAGAGCUUACAAAAUACAAGAAACAUAUUUAAUAGAAUGCUUACAAAAAUGUAUGAUAGAUUUAAAUUUAAAUUCGAUAAAGUCUCCAAAUUUUGAUAGUUAUGAGUUAUAUAAAAAGUUAAUUUGUAAUAAUAAUACAAAUAAUUUUUCAGAAAAUGAAAAAUUCACUUCUAAUAAUCAAGAUAAUUAUAUUCAAAAAAGCAAAUAUUUCUCAAAAGACAAAAUAUUAGAUGAAAAUGUUAUUUAUUAUAAUAAGUCAAAUAAUAUUAAUAUAAAUAAAACCAAAUCAUUUCAAAAUGAACGGAAUAGUAAAAAUAACGAUAUUAACAGUAAUAAAUACAACAUAAACAAUCGUAAUGAAAUAAACGAUAACAACACAAAUAAUUCAAAUAGUAAUAAUAAUUCAAAUAAUAAUAAUAAUUCAAAUAAUAAUAAUAAUUUAAAUAAUAAUAAUAAUAAUAAUAAUAAUAAUAAUAAUAAUAAUAAUAAUGAUAAUAAUAAUGAUAAUAAUAAUAAUAAUAAUGAUAAUAAUAAUAAUAAUAUAGAUAGUAAUAAUAAUAAUAAUAAUAAUAUAGAUAGUAAUAAUAAUAAUAUAGAUAGUAAUAAUAAUAAUAUAGAUAGUAAUAAUAAUAAUAAUAAUAAUAAUAAUGAUGGUGAUAGCUAUUUAUAUAAUAAUUACAAUGAUAGCAAUCAUAAAAAAAGUCAUACAAAAAGUAUCACAAAAAAUGAUAUGAGCAGUAUUAUACAUAGUAUAAAAAAUACACUAUUUAAAGUAGACCAAAAAAAAAAAAAUAAUAUUAUUGAUGAGGUUUUUAAUAAGGUAAUAAUUCCGGGCGCAUUUUUUGAAAAUAAUAAUUUCUGUCCUAUUUUUAUGAAUCUAUUAAAACUAGAUAUAUAUAAUACAUGUUAUAACAAUGAUAUGAAAUUUAAUUCUAAAUUAAUAGAUCUUUUCACAAUGCUAAAUUCUUUUAAUGAAAAUAAUGCAAAUAAUGAUAAGAAUAAGCAAGAUAAUAAAGUAAAAAAUAAAACAAUAAAUGAUGAAUCUUGUAAUAAUUCGUAUAAUGAAGAUUUAAAUUUCUUUAAAAGUCAAAGUUCUUUAUACAAAUUAUCACAAUAUUGCAUAGAAAAAAAUGUCAUAGUAAAUAAUGAGGUAAUUUCAUUUGAUACAAUAUAUAUUUACAAUGACAAAAACGAUGAGGGAGAAUCAAAAACUGUUGAAAAAAAUAAUAAGAAUAAUAAUAAUAUUACAUACAAUAAUAGAAAUUUUAAAUAUUAUCUAGAUACUACAAAAAAGAAAAAUCCGUCCUUGCGUUAUAUCAAUAAUAAAUGUGACAUUUUAAAAAAGGAUGAAAAUAAAAAUGUUAUAGAGAAUACAUUAAAAUCUUAUGAUUUAUGCAAACAAAAUUAUAAAAGUUAUAACGAAUCAAACAAAAACACAAACAAGUUAUUCCUUCAUAAUGAAGAUCAUAAAAAUGAAAAAAAUAUCAUUUUUAAUGAAAAUAAUCCUAAAAAUAUUAUAAAUUUAAAUGAAGUUAUCAAUAAUAGGGAAUUUUUUGAGAUUUCAUAUUUUAAUAACGAGACUGGAAACUAUGAAGAAAUAAAUACAAGUAACUCUGAAAAAAAUUCUGAAAAUAAAAAUAAAUGUGAUAAAUCUUAUAUAUCUAGUAAAAAUGUUAACAAAACGGAAGAAAAAAUAAAUAUUGAAAAUGAAAAUAAUAAUGAAGUAAAUAUUGAAUUGGGAAUAAUAAGUGAAAAAAGUUGCGAUUUUUUAUCUUCUGAUAUAAAUAAAAGCAUAACAAAUGAAAAUGAAUAUCCACAAAUUAAUUCUAAAGAAAAAAGAAAUAUUUCCAUUAAUCGAUCUUUAGAAAUUAAAGAUAUAAAUAUGAAAAAUUGUGAAAAUAUAUUAAAUAAAGAAAAAUUAGAUAUGCCUUUAGAUGAAAUUUCUGAAAAGUUUAUAAAUCAUAAUUUUUACAGUAUAGAUGAGAAAAAUAUCGAUGAUCAAAAUUAUAUAAUUAAGGAUAAUUCUCCUAAAAAUAGUCAAGAGAAUAAUGAAUUUUAUUUUAGAUCAGGUAAAUUAAAAAAUUAUAAUAAUGAUAAUUAUACAAAUGUGUGUAAAAAAAAAUCGGAUGAGCUUAAUAUUCACUAUGAAAAUGAUGGUAAUAAUUUUAAUGAUGACCUUUUAUUAUUAGAAAAAGAAAUUAAAAAAAAAAAAUUGAUUAAUAAUGAUAAAUUAAAAGAUUACAACUAUAUGUGGGAUGAUAAUAUUAAAAAUUGCUAUUACAAGAAUGAGAAUGAUGAUAAUAGAAUUAAUGAAAAUAUUAGUUACAAAAAUAAAAUGAAUAAAUUUGAUAAUAACAAUAAUAGUAACAAAAGUUAUUGUGAAAGAGAUAAAAUGAAUAUGGAUAAUAAAAAUAAGAAUAAAAAUCAAAAUAUUAAUGACCGUAUUAUUAGCAAUGAUUACACAUAUAAUAUAAGUUCUCAGAAUGAAGACUCAAAAAGUUUUAAAACUUGUGAAGAUAGUGAUAGUAGUGUUUUUAUUAAUGUAAAAAAAAGUAAUGGAAAAAGUAAAGAAUCCAUUAUAAUUAACAAAAAGGGAGAUUUAAGCUUUUAUAAUAAAAAACAAGAUUAUAGCAAUUCUUUAAAAAGUUAUCCAAGUGAAAGGGAAGAAGACGAAAGUGAUAGUAAAAAAAAAAGCAUUAAGUCAAUUUCAAACAGUCAUUUUGAUAAUGAAAAUGUAAACGAAACAAAUGAAACUUUUAGUAAUUAUAAUUCUAAAUGUUCUCUUAAAGAAGAACCAAAUUAUGAAGUUAUAAUAUUAGACGAUGAUAUUUCACUAAAUAAUGGGAUCAUAAACCCUAAUAUUAGUAACAAAAAUGAAUUAAAAAAAAAUAGUUUAGAAAACAAUUUUAUUUCAGAUAAAGAAUAUUAUAAAAAAAAUUCUGAUAUUUCAUCAUUAGAUAAGAGAAAAAGGCAUUAUGAUGUUUUUAUUAGUGCAGACAGUCACAAUUUAUGUGAUAGAAGCAAAAUUAGUAAAAAUGAGUUAAACAACACUGAAUAUCUUGAAAAAACAUAUAAUAUAAAUAUGAAUGAAAAAUUUACGCAAAAAAAUAAAAAGAAAGAAUAUAUAAAUGUAGAAGAAAAAAAAGAAAACGAAUUAUCAAUUUUAAAUAUUGAUCUAAAUAAAGCUAAUAAUGUGGUACUAGAAGGACUAAUGGAGUUUUUUGGAUUAAAGAGUAAACGAUUAUCAAGGAAAAUAGUUAUUAAUGAAUUAAAAAAAAUACAGGAUUACUUAAAUGAAGAAUUCAAUAAACUAUUAAAAGAUAAAGAAGAAAUAGAUGUUUCAAAAGGUCACUUAUCUCAAAGAGAUUGUUCCAGUGAAGAUAAUUUAUGUACAAAUAGUCUUCAAAAUAAAAAAUUUUCAUAUACUUAUGAUGAAAAUAAUAACAGUAAUAAUAUAAAUACUAAUAAUACCUUAGAAUUUAACAAAAAAAGAAAGUUUUCUUCAGAUAAAACCAAUUUUAUAGAAAGUAGCAUCUAUCCUUAUAAUAAUUUAUUAAAUAGUAAUAAAGAAAAAUUACAAGAUGAUUAUAUAAAUCAUAUGCGUAAUAAAAUAAGGAAAAUGGAAUUGAAAUCCCUAUUUGAAAGAAUAGACGAAGCGAUUAGUAUAAAUGAUGUUUUAUAUAAAAGCAUAUGUGAUGAAAAAAAAAUAGAAUAUAGUACCUUAAAAAAAUAUCUCAUAGAUUGCAAAUUAAAUGUUAAUAAAGAAAUUUUGUCAUCGUAUGCAAGAGAUAAAGACAUAGAAAUUUUAUUUAAAAAAAAAAAAAAUGUACAAGUUAAUUGA